UCCUUGUGCAACACUAACACUCUUCCCCUGGUGGUUUAGAAAACAACAGAGAGGCGGCGGGUGGCUGUGUUCAUAAUGUCGGGCAGAAAGCCCCGAUCUGUGGCAAACCCUCUGGGGUCUGCGAUCACCACACCGAGUGAGAGGAUACUGAAAGAAUGCCACAGUUUAUAUGUCGACAGCGAAAACGGCCUGGUGAAGAUUGCCAGCAGCCUCGGAGUCCGUCUCCUGCCUCCCAGAAAGAAGAUCAUUGUGAUGAUAAUGGGGAACCACUCUGCAGGGAAAAGCUCCUUCAUUAACUGGUAUGCUGAGGAGCACAUACAGAAAGCAGGCGUCGCCAUUGAAACGCAGGGGUUUACAUUCAUCACAAGUGGUCGCAAAAGAGAAUCAUUGACGGGGAAUGCAACGCUACAUCUGUACCCUCACUUUCGACCACUCCUUGAGUUCAAAGGUGUUAUGGACUAUCUGUCUGCUGAGAUCUCCACCUCCAAGCAGAAGAAGUUCAGUCUGGUGACAUUUGUGGACACACCAGGUUUGGUGGACGGGGACAUGGUCUACCCUUUUGACGUCAACAGCGCCAUCACCUGGUUGGGAGAACAGGCCGACUUGGUAUUUGUGUUCUUCGACCCGAUGGGCCAGGCGCUCUGCAAACGCACACUCAACAUCGUGGAGAAGCUGAGUGAGAAAUGCGGAGACAAACUGUUGUUCUACCUCAGCAAGGCAGAUGAAGCUGGCAAGGAAACAGACAGACAGAGGGUGAUGAUGCAGAUAGUCCAGGAGCUGUGUCGCCGUCCAGGUCUCAACAAAUGUGGUUUUGAGAUGCCUACAAUAUACAUCCCCAACCCACAGAGGCCGAGCCGCUGUGUGAACCAGAUCGAUGGGGUGUGUCAGACCAUCGAGAAGACCAUCAACCAGGCCGUUCAGAAGACUUUGGAUCAGCUGGAGAAAGACUGUGACCUUAUUUGUUCUACCAUCAGCAACAGACUAGAGCAGGACAGGGCUGAUGUGACUCACAACAAAAGCGUCCGUCUUCACUCGUUCUUGUGUGGCGCUCUGGGUAUUUUCCUUCCCGCCCUCUUCAUCCUCAGUUUCAUUUUGAACACCUUCUCUCUAGAGCAGCUGGACGAACUGUUGGGUGAAGGACUGGCUCGGACCCUCUCCAUCUUUACAGGAAUAGUGAUUUAUUUAUGGGACUGGAUACCAGAAGAUGGACAAGUAGUGUUUGUUAUCUUUUUUGGAGCUUUUUGCUACCUCCUGCUUUUCCUAGCAAAGUAUUUUGCAGGCCGAGGGAAUAAGACUCUGACGAAGAAGGAGAAGAGGACGAUGGCAGAGUACAGUGAUUAUAUCCAGGAUAUCGUCAAAACUAAGAAGGGGAAAUUGUAUGAAUGGUACCUCCAGCAGUGUGCAGCAGAAUAUGACCUCUGAGCCUGGGUAAGCUGAAGACUGUUAACACACGCACUGUAUGUCGGCGUAUUGCUACAAGAUUUUGUGAAAAGCCGAUCACCUGCCAUGGGGCAUCAUUUAGUGUAUAUGGUGGAAUUAGUGGGACUUAUGAUCAUCCACCAAAUGGUCAGGUUUUUCUCUUCUCAGUCGGGCAGGUGUAACCUCUAAAUACAGCAGAUAUCACUGCCAAUAUUUAUCACCUCAAGCGCUUCGAUUAAAGAGGAAGUGCCUUUAUUAGUCAGUACAGGAGUAACUCAUUUCAUAAUGUGAAUAGAUUUUUUUCAGUUUUUGUAGUAAAUAUAGGUUGAUGCCAUAUAAAAAGUGUUUACAAACUUUUUCUUAAUUUCUUCAUAAGUAACUGCUUUCUGCCAGCAAAAGGUUUUAUAAUGUCCUCUGUAAAGCCCGUUCUCAUAUAGUCGAGGUCCUUGAAUCUAACAGCACCGUCCUGAAGUCUGUCAUGUUGUCUUUAUAAGGUACCAGAAUGUCCUACACUUGUGUUUGACGGUCAGCAAUACAAUAACCAAUGCUGCGUGAUGACACUUGGGCAUUAUGUUCGGACAUUUUAUAAAUUACUUUCAUACCAAUAAGACUGCAAGCUCCUUUCUGCCUACAAAGCGUCUCUGUCCUGCUAUUAGACGUUUGUUUUGUUGUGUGAUUUGUGCAGCCAUCAGAUAUUUUCAUAGACAAAUCAUUAUUAUGUGAUAGUAUUUAUACAAACCACAGUCAAGACUUGUGAUUUAGAAAAGUGGUGAGCAAUGAAGUCUGUCACUGCACUGAUAUGUAUCUGAGUUGAACCUCAUGUUGUUCAAUCAUGUUGUCUAUAGAUCGGUGUCACUCAAAUCUAGUUUUAUGACUACAACACCAUGUAAUGCCUUCACUCCAGUGAUAUAUUUAUUAGUCUUCAAAGUGCUUUUUACCCAAAUAAUGUAGAAAACCCUCUAUGGGCUGUUUGCAAUAUCAUUGUGAA
Messenger RNA from Sander lucioperca (pikeperch), 2407 nucleotides. RefSeq lists its product as uncharacterized. The coding region runs from base 76 to 1422 and encodes 448 amino acids. Gene Ontology annotation, molecular function: GTPase activity; GTP binding. The record is from RefSeq and is a predicted model, not a curated record. The transcript is spliced from 12 exons. NCBI's taxonomy places the organism in Eukaryota, Metazoa, Chordata, Actinopteri, Perciformes, Percidae.